This is a messenger RNA of Carassius gibelio (silver crucian carp), 2129 nucleotides long. Its product is annotated as metal cation symporter ZIP8. Gene Ontology annotation, cellular component: membrane. Gene Ontology annotation, molecular function: zinc ion transmembrane transporter activity. NCBI's taxonomy places the organism in Eukaryota, Metazoa, Chordata, Actinopteri, Cypriniformes, Cyprinidae. The record is from RefSeq and is a predicted model, not a curated record. Gene Ontology annotation, biological process: intracellular zinc ion homeostasis; zinc ion import across plasma membrane. Bases 497 to 1816 code for a protein of 439 amino acids. The transcript has 8 exons.
AAUGUUUGCCAGGUUAUGAAUUGAGCACGGCGCAUUUAUUCACAUGCUGUUGUUCACUCAGUUAACUAACUAGCUGGAAAAUUAGCCUGUAGUGUCUUGCAAAAGUUACUUUAGUGUAAAUUAAUUUGUAUUCAAUCUCAUAUCAAAAUAAUUGCCUUGAUGAAGCCCCUUCUGCUGGAUUCCAGUCGAGAUGUUUUGACCGCAGGACUAGUUUACUUGUGGGUGAAACAAGCGGAGUUUAUCAAGGUUGGCUGGGUGCCGAAUGGAGGAGCGACAGGUCACCGAGGAUACGAAUAGUUUAGAGAAAUAAUUAAUUACUUUAAUCGUUUUUUUUUUUUUUUAUCUUUGUUCUUAAUAUGCAACUUUGCUUGCUGCUGUUUUGUGUUCGAGUCAGACUGUGUCCUCUGCUCCCUGGAUAAUCUCCAGAAGACGCUCAAACUCUCGCUGCUUUUGCUCCAUUCUGCUCGCUUCAGACUGAAACGUGUGGUCUGUAAGCAUGGCAGGCAUUCCCAAAUCUUUUCCUCAUGUGUUCAUAGGCUUUCUAAUAACUGUAAUCUCAGGAUUAAGAGCCAGCUCUCUGCAGCAGGUUUUCGUGAAGGAUAUUGUGGCUGUUUACGGAGAAAACGGUUCACUGGAUAUCAGUGGCAUUAACAGAUUAUUGGAGACUAUUGUGCAAGACAAGUUGGAUCCAGACAUUCCUCUGCAUGCUCAGUGCGUGUCUGGAGCAGAUAUUCUGGUGCACUAUGGGCUUCAGAACCUCUCUCAGCUGACAGAGGAGCAUCUGGUCACUGUCUGUCCAGCUCUGCUCAACCAAGCUGUACUGCCACCCUGUUCAACUGAACCUCCGCUGCACCGUGACACUGAUCUUCGUGUAUGGGGAUUUGGCUUCUUGGCUGUUACCAUCAUUAAUCUGGCCUCACUGCUGGGUCUGACUCUCAUUCCUGUAACUAAAAAGCCCUACUUCCCAAAAGUGCUCUCCUACUUCAUAGGUCUGGCAGUAGGCACGCUCUUCUCCAAUGCUGCUCUCCAACUUAUACCUGAGGCCUUUGGGUUUGACCCAAAAACAGAUGGUUACAUUUUCCAAUCUAUUGGAAUCUUUGGUGGAUUCUAUGUGCUGUACGUCACUGAAAAAAUCCUGAGGAUAGUCCUGAAACCAGAACAUGAGCAUGGCCAUGGACACAGUCACUUCCAGCCCUCAGAGGGGGUCCAACAGAACGGCGUCAUCAGUACGGUGGACUCUGCCAAUAGCGACAAAGCCAGCAUGACCUCUGACCCUCCAGUGCAGCAGCACACUUGCAGAUGGCUCAGAGGGAGACAGCGGCUGGCCAAUGUAAAGACGGUGGCAUGGAUGAUUUCCCUGAGCGAUGCUCUACACAACUUCAUUGACGGACUGGCCAUCGGCGCCUCGUUCACCGUGUCUAUUCUCAGCGGCUUUAGCACUUCUAUCGCUAUCGUCUGUGAGGAAUUCCCUCAUGAGCUGGGUGACUUCAUCAUCCUGCUGAACGCUGGAUUGAGUAUUCCUCAGGCCGCCUUCUUCAACCUGCUGUCUGCUAUGUCCUGCUACGUGGGUCUGGUCCUGGGCAUCUUGUUGGGUAGCACUUUUGCACCCAGUGUCAUCUUUGCCUUUGCUGGCGGCAUGUUCCUUUACAUUUCCUUGGCUGAUAUGCUGCCUGAAAUGAACAUGAUUGCUAGUGAACAAGUGCAGAGCACGAAGGACGAUCUCAUUUUCUUUGCGAUCCAGAACGCAGGAAUGCUGUCAGGUUUUGCCAUGAUUCUUCUCAUCACAUUGUAUGGUGGGAACAUUAGCCUGGGCUGAGCCCUCAAUUCUGUGCCCACUCCAGAUCAUUCUCUCAUUUAAGCUAUUUAUUUGAGAAGAUACUACUUCAUACUAUUUUAAAAUCAUUUAUACUGUGGAAACUUGAAAAUCUUUAGGAGUAAAAUCAUUUGAUGAUUUGUGUAAGCUGAUUAUUCUCAAUAUAUAUAUAUAUAAUUCUAGACAUUUUAUACCAUUGUAAAUAACUGACCUACUAAUCAUGUUUUGUAGAAAAGAAGGCACAGAGUGAUUUAUGGCUUCUGAAAUCAUGCAAAAUAAAAAGACAGAACAGAACUGUAUUAAAAAGUCAAAUUUA